Neurospora tetraspora is the source of this 3573-nucleotide messenger RNA. RefSeq lists its product as uncharacterized. The coding region runs from base 1 to 3573 and encodes 1190 amino acids. The transcript is spliced from 3 exons. The record is from RefSeq and is a predicted model, not a curated record. Lineage: Eukaryota; Fungi; Ascomycota; Sordariomycetes; Sordariales; Sordariaceae.
AUGCCUCGCAAGAAGCGUGCGUCCGUCGUGGACACUCUGCUCAGUGUCAAGGGCGUGGCCAGAUUACUCAGGAAUAUCACGGUGCAAGAUCUAUUGGGGUCUGGCAAUAUUGUCGCUAGCCGCUCAAACAGCCUUGCGGAGCAAUCUUCCAGCGAUCGACGCUCGCGACGUACCUCAGAAAGCUCAGGGAGCAAGCGUCGUCAUCAGCGAGGGGGAACGCGUACAAAAUCAGAGCAUCCGGGUGCUUGGCCAGAGAGCCCUGAGCCCCGGGAUCCCGAAGAUACUUUCCAAGAUGACGAGUCCGAAGCGGUUCUCGAGUCCGAUAGUCGCUACGCCCUCUUCCAAGACAGUCGCAAUGACUUCUCAGAACCUUCCACCAGAAGCCAGUCCACUCGUCGUACGGGGACCACCGUCCAAGUUCCUACCCAGCGGGGCGCCAGAUCUGUUCCUUCCUCUUCCAGGGAUGCCGCCAAAUCGAAGUCACUGCGCAUUGAUGGGGGCUAUAGACGCAAGCCCAUGCGUGAAGAUACCGAUCUUGAGUCUUCCGGCUCGGAAAGGUCGGCCACACGCCACAUGAAGUCUCAUGGUAGACCAAAGUACGACGAUAGGUUCGAUCACGAGUCUGCGCCUGCUUUUGCAGCGGAGACGGCCAACAAUAAGAAUGAGCCCCAGAGAGAUUAUUCCAGCGCUUCAGAUGACGAUCAAUACCAGACAAAGAGAGACCACGGCGGUCGUUCUUACCACCGCCAAUUCACGAAGCCGAUGCCACGCCGCCAGGUUCGCUUCGUCAAGUCCAAGGCUCAGCUUCGUGAAUUGGUAGACAUCAAGCUGUCACCAUCUCAGUGCGGAAAGUUUGAAGCUCACUACCAGAAGAUGCUGGCUCAAAAGCAGGGCCAGGGCUUGGAUAGUCCGAAGCAACCUCAGUCCCCAGCUCCAAACCCGUCUUCUGAUGCACCUCCAAUGUCGUCUCAGUCCGCAGCACCUGAGUUGCUUACAGCUCCCUCAUUGCCUGCUUCACCAGUCUCCACGAAAUCUCGUGCACUUUCUGCGGCGUCUGUGCCCAGAUCCAGGACGGCGACGGCGUCUGAGAUAUCGGUUCCUGUGGCAUCACCUUCCGCGUUCCGCACAAGUACUUCAUCUACGGCUGCUACCGUGUCUUCAGCCUGGGAUUCUACCGCAUUUUCGGCUACUGCGUCUAGGGCGCCUUCUUGUACAUCUACUAGGGCACCGUCUCGUACGGCUUCUAUAGCACCUUCUUGUGCAGCUUCUAGGGCUUCUUCUCUUACAGUGUCCAAGAUUCAUUCUCGUACAACCUCUAGAGCACCUUCUCGUACAGAUUCAAGGGCUCCUUCUCGCACAAUUUCUAGGGCCUCAAAAACUCAACAGAAUGGCUUUGAUUCCUUCAUCGCUACUUCAGCCGCUUCUUCUGUGAAAACAACACCUAGUUCUCGGAAGAGUUUUUCAAACCCCGUGGACCCUGUCAUAUCCCCUCGUCCAGAGUCUACUCAGGCUGCACCCAUGUACAAGAAUCCGGUAAACGAGGAGCAUCCGCACGAGCAGCCGGGCGAGAAGGUUGAUGAGCAUGGCGACAAGCAGCACGAUGUGCAGGUUAAUGAGGGACCGGGUGAGCAGGUUGACGGGCAGGUCGACGAGCAGGUCGAUGAACACGUUGACAAGCAGCUUGGUCAGCACAUCGACGACCAGGCCAACGACCAGGGUAACAAACAGCCCGACCACCAAGCCAAGAAUUCUGUAUCAACGAGCAAGGAGACUGCACAUGGCGGGCAUGCAACUAUCCCAGACGUUGCCAUCAACGGCAACAACGAGACCGGUUCCAAAAAGUGUCCCUUGAAUGGCCUUCUCCCCGAGGUCUAUGAUUGCAAGCACGAAACUCGGCAUUGCUUCGCCUGCAGUCGUCCCAGAGACAUGCGGUAUGUUGAUUUCAGGCAUAGGUUUUGUCGUGGAGAGGAACCACAGCGUAGUCUUUGCCGCACCUGUCGUAGGCGCCUUGACCGGAACAUGGAACUCGACCCAAAGCCCAACAGUAGCAAUAAGAGGACGCUCACGGACAUCAAAAAAUUUCACUGGUGUGCGCAAUGUGGCACCAUACGAUCCCACAAAUUCCAUGAGCAUUACCCCUCAGGAACGGAGGUCCCUCCUCGUCACCAGCUGUGCCAUCCAUGCUGCAACUUCGCCAAGUUACCUCCCAAGAGCGGAUCGUCCACUUAUAACCCACCUAAGGUAGACGAUGACGCCAGCAACAAUAGCAAGAAGCGAGCAAGUGGUGAUGAAAAGGGCCAGGCCGGAAAUUCACUGCACCGGCGUAAAGACAUCAGAUCAGCUGAUGAUCGUCCUCAAGAUGGCCCAGCUGUGGUCGAACCCCUGCCUUCAAACAUCCCAGCUGAGGAAACGCAUUCCCCGAAACCUUCGACACCUGUCGUUAGCCCUGAUCCAGGUCAUCAGCAUCAUCCCUCGAAGUCUCAUGCCAUGGCCGAAACUUUGGCGUCACGAACCGCUGCUGAAAGCUCAUCUCAGGCUCAAACCCAGAGGUCUGUCGCUGAUUCUGCACCUGGCAAGCACGAUUCUCCUGGUGGCUUAGGCGACUUCAAUUCCCAGUCAUGGCAGAUCCCAGCUGACGACAGUCCUCCUCCUCAACGCAAGAGGUCUACUGCCAACUAUGGCUAUGGCCAAGGUAACGAGGGCCAAUUCUACGAGAAUCUCCAUGUGAACUAUCAUGAGAUCCUUGACCAAGAGGACAUUUGGAAUCAUCAAGCCAACCAUCAUCGUGACCGCCAUGAAGUCAGCUUACCAGAGAUUUUGCUCACAGCUCCCACUGAGGAGGUUCAUAUCACGCAGCCAACCGUGGUUUUGGAUGAGCAAUGCCCUGGAAGCCCCCUCCACGAUAACCUUCCUCAGUUCUCUUGGAAAGAUGGUCCCGCGCGUGAUCAUUCAAAGUAUCAGCGUCAACCAUCAAUGCAAUCACAGGCAAGCAUUCAGACUGUGCGCCCCUCGGACAAUAACUUCUCAUCCUGCCGCAGCAAAGAGAACUACCCGGAUUACCCUCGUCAGCAUAAUACCCCAAGACAGUUUCAUUGGCCGACUGAGCGGGGAGAGGUGGACGACAACCAGCCCAAAGGGCUCUCCGACAUGUUUUACGAAACAGAUGAGGGCAAGCGCGCCGAUGCCUUCUUUGCUUCCAUGAGCAGCUGGUCAGAGCCUAAAUCCAAGCCGAAACCUCGGGCUGAAUCGACAGAGAACUACAACACUUGGCCUCCCAGCUCCUAUGAUACAACGGAGCCGGCGGCCCACGAGUACCUAGAGAAGCGUCGGUCUAAGAGACCAAGUGUCAUUCCCGGUUCGCCUCCCCAUGGCCACGUGCGCAAGGCCAGCGACUCCUUGUCAGUCGAGACGGUCGGUGUGUGGCAGGGCGUCACUCCAGGAGCGCCUAAGGCGGAGGUUACAGAGCCGGAAUCUCCGGCUGGCGAAGAGGUGAGUCAUGUUGCUUGUCGCGUGCGUCCUUCCCGUAAAAAGGGAGCAAAGCAGGACAGUGGCUCGGCUGCGUCGAAUUUCUAG